AUGGCCUCUUUAAAACAGGAUGGCACAGUGGAUGUCAAAGACUGGUUGACAAUAUUUGUGAUAAUUGGUAGAAGUGAUGGCAGACAUUUCUUCAACAGCCAUGUAGGGAUGGGAUCUAGGCUGCAUCAUUUGUUGUUGGACUUAGUGAUGAUUGUCUCGAUCUCUUCUAUGGUUACUGGAGAGAAAUCUGAUAACCUGCAAAACACAACAGGUAAGUUGAAGUGCCACAAGACCACACAGACUACUCAACAUGCUCCUGAUGAGCAGCCAAUAUCAGUGACAGACGAUYAUGAAUUGCUCAUUGAAGAAUUCAUCACUGAGRCUGAGGACAUUAACAUGAGGGAUGCUGACYACGAUGAACCCUAUACAACUAAAAGUGAAAUAGAAACAACUGACACAGACGGAGGAGCAAAUACAAGGCUGAACAUGAAGGACARAACUCUAAAGACAGAGCCCAAACACAUUGUGUUUCUUUCAAAAUUGUUACUUUUGUUUCKAUUUUGCCACAUAUGCAAAGAUGACAAUCCCUUGGUGGAGGUAAAUGAUGUAGGCACAGCCAUUAUAGUUACUACUACAUGCAAGAAUGCAAAAUGCCCCAAGAGACAUCAAACCUGGUGCAGCCAACCAACCAUACCAGGCCGUGAUGUUCUUGCAGGGAAUUUUCUCAUUUCAAUGGCCAUUCUUCUGGCAGGAGCAUCAGUUACCAAGGUGUUUAGAGUAUUCUCCCACAUGGGCCUGAACACAUUCUUCAAGCACCAAAGGACAAAGCUGUUCCCAACUAUCCAUAUAUAUUGGCAAAGAUGCCAGUCCAAGAUGUUGGAAAUGGCAAAAGCUGUUAGAGGGGGAAUUGUCGUCGCUGGAGAUGGUCGCCAUGAUAGCAUGGGACAUUGCGCAAAGUAUGGAGUAUAUUCCAUAUUUUGUUGCACUGUGCCAAUGAUAAUGCACUUUUCUCUAGUUCAGAGAAAGCAAGCAGGAAACAGCCCUGCUAUGGAAUUAUUGGGAUUCCAACAAUGUAUGGACUUCUUAAUUGGCUAUGGACUUGUGAUCACAACAUUUAUUUCCGAUCGUCAUACUGCAAUCUCAAGCUACAUGAAAGUGUCUCUAAAAAACAUCAUCCAUUAUUUUGAUCUGUGGCACCUUAACAAAAAUGUAGGAGAAGUGAAUAACCUUGAAAGGGAAGUAAGUAAAAGACAAAGAGAUGGCCAUGAAAGGGUGAAAGUGGUAUAUCCUAAGUACAAGAAUGGACAGGCUACAGUCAGAAAUGUUCGCAUACAGCAAAAUUUUGGCUAUGUUGAUGAAAUUUAUGACACCUUCCUUGGACUCUCAAAAAACAAACUGAAAGAAGCAUCUGCAGAGCUAAAGGAGAUGAUACCUGACCCAAUGUGUUCUGUUUUACAAAAAGAAAACAGAGAAGCUGCCAUUGCAAAGAAACAGCAACGAGAAACCAUGGUCAUAACUGAUGUGCCAACAACAACCCCAGUUGCCCAAGUUCAAGCAGCUGCAGCUGCAGCCAGGCAAGCAGCCACAGCACAACAAGCAGCUCCAAAAGAAAGUAUUUGUGAGCUGCUAGUCGAAGGCUCCACUUCUCUAGGCAUACUGGUUUAA
Molecule: messenger RNA, 1605 nt
Organism: Exaiptasia diaphana
Lineage: Eukaryota; Metazoa; Cnidaria; Anthozoa; Actiniaria; Aiptasiidae
Exons: 9
Coding region: 1-1605 (534 amino acids)
Source: RefSeq, a predicted model, not a curated record